CACAUUCAAGGAAGAAGAAAGGGGAAAAGAUCCUUUCUAAAUCUGACAAAUGGAACCGGCUUCUAUUCAAAGAAACGAUCUUAGAUUCUCAGCGGUACAAGAUUAAAUCUUCUUCAUCAUAACAUCCAUCUUCAUCUUCUAAACGGAGGCAUCCGUUAUUGGUCAAUUCGGUACCUGGAGUCUGAAUCAUCAUGACCGAUCCAUUUCCAAGUCCUACUCCCGCUCUGCCGAAUGAACGUAAAAGUGAUGAAGAAUCACCAGAAACAACAGCAAACACAACCAGUACAGCCAUCACUGAACCAUCACCAAGAGCUGAAGAAAAUGCACCGCCAGCACAAUAUAUGCGUUUGAGCAGGAUAAGCUGUGAUCCUUGCAGAAAGAGAAAGUUACGUUGUAGCAGAACGAUGCCUUGUACGACUUGUGUAAAACGUGGAAUCGCUGAUAAGUGCUACCAAGACACACCUGCUGAAGAUGGAAAGACGUCAACUCAUUCUACACCAGCUGCAAGUACUUCUAAAGUUCGCCAUGCUACUUCUCCAUCAGAUCAUAGCGUCACACAUGCAAGUCCCAGUAAUGCUAGAAGGCACUAUAGUGGGGAAAAUGCUGCAAAGCGGCAAAAGAAGAACUCAAUCUCAUCAACGCGAGCAAAUGGGGACGGCCACAAUUCAAACGGCGCCGGCCCAAUCUUGGCCGGGGCAGAUCAGAUUCAUCAUGAUCUGUCUACCCUUCGUCAACAAUUGCAUUCGCUCUCAGCCAUCACAAAUGCAUCUGAAAAUUCAAUAGAAGCAGUAUUGCAAUCUAUGCAAGCUGGAAAGGCAAAUACCUCUUUUGAGCUACAAUCUGUUCAAGGCUCAGGCCCUGAUGGUUUGGUGCGUUGGAACGAUGUUGCACCAUACUUGCCCUCAUUGGACGAGUGUGAAGAAUUGAUCAGGUUGUUCUUUGAAGACCUGGGCUACUAUUUCCGUGUCACACAGCGUUCAAUGAUCGAUAAGUACUGGCAUAAGUUGCUGGAGGGUGCCGGGUUGGAACGCAACAAAGUGAGAAUUAUCUGUAUCAUUAUCACUCUCGCCAACGGUACCGCACCGCCAAAGUCAAGAGUCAAUAGAGCGUCUUUCAAGACUCACCACGAAUGGAUCAACCUUAUGGGCAACCCGCUAACAACACCUUUCGGUCAGCAUACAGACAACUCUUUCGAAAGCAUCUCAGCAUUGAUGUUGUUAGCAAUCUACUACAUGUUCAUCGGCAAGCAUGAUCGGAUAUGGGAGUGUAUGGGCGUAGCUGUCCGAAAAGGAUUUAAUUUGGGCUUGUUUGACGAACGCCAUCGAGCUUGGGGCCCUUUGUCAAGUUUGGAAAAAGAAUAUCGAAGACGGUUGGCAUGGUAUCUGCUCUCACUCGAACGCUGGCAAGCAUUCAUGCGUCAAUUGCCCUCCGCUUUGCAUCCCGACAACAUUCAUAUCUCUUUACCAUCUUUUGAACACGAUUCAGUCGUGGCAAGGGGACAGCUUCCUCCACCUCAGAUUUUGCCAACGUUUCCGAUGACAAUGGCAGACGGACGAUUGCAAACACACGUUCGAGCAAAUGAUGGACAUGUGGUCAAAUUUGUCUUUAUUGAGUUGUUGGCCGUUUGUCAUGAAUUUUUGGAUCGUUUUAGCUCUUUGACCAGUUCGCAGAGGUAUAGCAGAGCACAACAAAUUGAUGAUCUGCUGGAACGAACGUUAAUUGACGGAUUGACGGAUGUAGGAGUGGAUUUGACCGAUUUGCGUUAUCUUCGUUAUUUGUCAAGUCAAUCGUUGGAAGCAUGUCCGAAGGAGAAACAACUAGGGAUCAGUAUGUGGCUUUCUCAUCUAUUCUUCCUUCGUUGCACCAUCACCAGACGAUUCUUGACUGACGAGAAUGCACCAACACAUUUACGAUUCGUCAGUUUGACAUAUGCACAAGGAAUUGUUUCUGCCAUUCCAACGCUAACACGAAUCGUAAAAGAAGGCUCACAACCUGUUCAAAUGACGUGGAAUGCUAACCACUUGCUAUGUGCAGCAACAGCAUUUGCGGUCGUCAUUUUGGGACAUGAUCCGUACGCUGGUAUUGACUCUGAUCCCCUAAGGGCAUUGACGGGUAAAUCACGCCGAAGCAGUUUCCCGCAAGAGCAGGUUCAGUGGUUGGCCGAUAAUAUCUUCUCUACUUUGGAAUGUCUUGACAUUCUUGUCAAUCGUGGCAACGGAACAGCACUUGUUGCCAAGCAAUUACUUGAAGGUUUGGUUGGAUCACAAGAGGAAUUACGUACGCUUUACCGUCAAAGGGUGUCAAUCGGUAGUUUCAAUAAUGAGAUGGCGAGACACAAGCGUGACUCUCUUCCACCUAUGCAGGAGAGCCUAUAUGCACCGCCAAAUUACAGCGCAAUGCCUAUAGUUUCAUCCAGAUCAUCAUCUUCUCAUCGCUCUCCCUCUUCUUCUUUGGUAGGAACACCAGUGGCAGCGCAUGCAUCCACACCAAUGCAUCAAGCUUCAACGCCGUCUUAUACAUAUCAACAACCUCGUUCAUUACCACCCAUGCAACCCUACCCACCAACAACAGGAGGUAGAUCGAAUUCCGCUUCCAAUACCGCGGCAGGAGGAGGAAAUGCGCCAUUGAUUGGUAGAUUUAUCAAUGCAUCUUCUUUGUUGGAUGCAGUUUUGAUGGAACCUUUGGAUCCGGAUUUCGUUGGAAAAAGUAAUACAUCGGAUUUGUUAGCUUCUCUUUUGCAACAACAGCAAGAGUAGCAAAAAAGCGUAUUUUAUAAUAAACCUUUUGUCUUAUUUGAUUGUCUUUUUUAAUAGCAUAUUUGUACUUUUAUGUUUGUCUUUAAUGUUCUUGCAUAUUUGUUUCUUCU
Molecule: messenger RNA, 2866 nt
Organism: Meira miltonrushii
Lineage: Eukaryota; Fungi; Basidiomycota; Exobasidiomycetes; Exobasidiales; Brachybasidiaceae
Exons: 1
Coding region: 192-2756 (854 amino acids)
Biological process (GO): DNA-templated transcription; regulation of DNA-templated transcription
Molecular function (GO): DNA-binding transcription factor activity, RNA polymerase II-specific; zinc ion binding; DNA binding
Source: RefSeq, a predicted model, not a curated record